AUGGCUAUCAUCACUACCCUACUGGCAAUUGCCUCGCUGCCUCUGGCAGACCUUGCCAGUGCAGAAAGAGUUUUGGGUGCUUAUAUCUUCCAGCGCCAUGGAGACCGCACACCCAAGAGUCUUCCACCUGCCAAGUUGACGGAUCUUGGUUAUAAUCAAGAAUACAUGACCGGCAAUUUCUUCCAUAAUCGAUACAUCUCAGCCAGCUCGCAGAAUCAUAUCGAUGGCAUUAGUUCCAGCGAGGUCAACUUGGCCCAGAUCAGUGCCAGCGCACCCCAGGACACUGUCAUCCAGAUCUCCGGUCAAGCCUUCCUCCAGGGCCUCUACCCACCCAUUGGUUCGGCUGCAAAUGAAACUCUUCGCAAUGGAUCCACCAUCUACUCUCCUUUGAGCGGCUACCAGCUCAUCCCCCUGUCAGAUGUCAAGUCUGGCACUGACAGCGAGGAUAACACAUGGCUCCAAAGCACCUCCGAUUGUAGCAAUGCAGAGGUGAGCAGCAACGACUAUUACUACUCGAGCUCGUACAAGGAGUUGCUCGCCAGCACAAGCAGCCUUUAUGAGUCUGUUGCAUCCAAUCUCAACGGUACCGUCUCGUCGAGUGGUCUCAGUUUCAAGAAUGCAUUCACCAUCUGGGACUUGCUGAAUGUUGCAUCGAUCCACAAUGCCUCUGCCAAUAUCCCCUCCGAUGAAGUGAUGCACGAGCUCUUGGUCCUGGCCAACAAUCAGCAGUUCAACCUCGCUUAUAACAGCUCAGAGCCAAUUCGCUCAGUGGCGGGCAUGACGCUGGCCGGUGAAGUUCUGUCGGCCCUGAAUCAGACUAUCACCUCUGGGGGCAAGUCCAAGCUGAACAUUCAAUUUGGCGCAUAUGCAACAUUCCUUGCUUACUUCGGUCUCGCCGGGCUUACAGACAAUGUCGACUUCACUGGUAUGCCUGUGUAUGGUUCGUCGAUGACUUGGGAGCUCGUCACAAACGCACCUGGCACGGGAAUUCCCGCAGUGUCAGAAAUUAACGUCCGAUUCUUGUUCCACAACGGAACAAGCAUCGAGGGAACGACUGAAUUGCAAGCCUACCCUCUCUUCGGACAGUCCGCGACAGAGAUCCCAUGGACCCAGUUUGUCGACUCGACCAAGAAGUUCGCAAUCACCUCCCAGUCGCAAUGGUGCCAGGCUUGUGGAAAUUCUACCGGUAUUUGCAGUUCCAGCUCCGGCUCUAGCUCCACCGCAAGCACUUCUUCCUCCGACUCGUCCUCCAACGGAAUGAGUCUUGCUGUUGCUGGUGUCAUUGGUGCCAUGGUCACCUUGGGUGUUUUCGCUGGUCUGACUGCACUGCUCCUUCUGGUAUUCAAUCUCCGACUCGUACGCAAGACUACGCUGGCUUCUCUUGGUCGUGGAUCCCAAGCUUCCCUCACGCCCGUUACUUCUAAAGUUUGA
Molecule: messenger RNA, 1431 nt
Organism: Penicillium subrubescens
Lineage: Eukaryota; Fungi; Ascomycota; Eurotiomycetes; Eurotiales; Aspergillaceae
Exons: 1
Coding region: 1-1431 (476 amino acids)
Biological process (GO): dephosphorylation
Molecular function (GO): phosphatase activity
Source: RefSeq, a predicted model, not a curated record